Molecule: messenger RNA, 4370 nt
Organism: Porites evermanni
Lineage: Eukaryota; Metazoa; Cnidaria; Anthozoa; Scleractinia; Poritidae
Source: the annotation of a GenBank genome assembly
AUGGCGACUAACCUUUGCACCUCAGCAUCUAGGAAAUCUCUAGCUUUUACACUUUCCACUCGUGUUUCAGAGGUUUAGAGGCUAUGCUGUCCCUGAAGGGUUUUCUUAGAGCACAGCCUUGUCUUUUGUUCUCCGCAUGUCAACAGACGGCAGUGCUCUUACAGACGUGGUAGACAAAUGGUUACUGCGUCGGACUGAGGAUCAAGAGGUCCGUGUUCAGGCCCUGCCAGGGUCACUGUGUUGUGUUCUUGGCCAAGACACUUUAUUCUCCUCUCGCAGGGCCUGAUCGUUCUACCCAGUUUUAUAAAUGGGUACAGGCGGAAUUGAUGUUGGGGUGGGUAUAAACCUGUAAUGGAGAUAUUCGUAGUCCCUUCAUGCUAAAGAAACUGGGUGAAUCUCCAGCGUGAUGACCCAUUUGGCUUAAAAGCAGACUUACUCUCACCAAUGGACUAUUUGAUGUUUUUAGUGCUGAUAACGCCAGUGAACCGAACAAUCGUGGGACUGAAGACGUCAAAGCGUAUGCAAGGUAUUCAUUCAUUGCCACGCUUAAAAGUUACCAUUUUUUUGUGUUCGUCACACAGUGCGUUUUAGGCAUCGUUAAUCCAUUGCGGUAUGCAGAACGCGUGUCAUACAUGUACCUAGUAAGGAGCUUUGUUGUCCAUGAGUCUCUUUAUAACCGAGUGAAUAGAGUGCCAACCCAGCAGUCAAAGGUUUGAACGCUAACAGGGACUGAAGUAAUCUCAGGAUAUUCGCCUUCGUCCAGUGAUAGCCAGAUGAUGAUCGUUUUGUUUUUCCCUAGACCUGUUCAGUUUGUAUACCUUAAUUCUACACGUUGAGCUUUGUUAUUUAACCAGUUUAAUUUCAUCUUACAUUGUAGCUGUUCUGUGGCUCCAACUUCACCGAAAGUGACCGAAAACCCUCUUUACAAAAGGUAAGCUUCGGUCUCUUUAAGCCCUUGUUUACUAAUUAUUACGGAUACAACUAAAAAAUACCCUGUUUUUAUAUGGAAUUUAAUGGCAAAUCAAGCACAUUUUCGUACGGGAGAUCCUAACUUGUGCAAAGUGCUGAGACUUCACAUCUAGUAUUUUCCACCCAUCCGUUCCCCAUACUUUUUUUGUAAACAUCAACUCUGCAGACCCUUAACGUCAUGAGACAUACAGUUCAGGGAGCAUAAGUGAUAUUUUUGUAAGUUACUUUGACUCUCAUGUCAUUAAUACAGUAACUAUAAACAAGUUAUUUCUUUUAUUGAGUCAAAUGCAGUUAAUGAUGCAAUUAUGUACAAUGACAUUGUUAUUUGGAGCAGCUGUGUUUUUAUUUUUGUAAUCUCUAUUUAAUGUUUUGUUUCCAGAGUUGCUCCUCCAUUCAGUGGUCCAAAACCCGCUACACAAAGAUAUGAACUGUAAGUAUUCUCAGAUUAAAGAAGAGAGUUGUUAGUUUUAUUACAUUGCGCCAGUGGAUGCAGGAUGUCAGGGUGUUUUGGACACCCCAAUUGAUGGACGAAGGUUUGAAGCGCGGCUAAGGAAGGAAGUAAUCUUACUUCGUUUUGUCACCGUCAACAAAUGACAUGUAUUAGUAGUAUAGCGGGGGUAAAAUUAACCUUUUUAGUAGAUCUUCCAAUUCCUUGUUGGUGGAGUACUCCCGGUUCUGACCGCAUGANCGCGGCUAAGGAAGGAAGUAAUCUUACUUCGUUUUGUCACCGUCAACAAAUGACAUGUAUUAGUAGUAUAGCGGGGGUAAAAUUAACCUUUUUAGUAGAUCUUCCAAUUCCUUGUUGGUGGAGUACUCCCGGUUCUGACCGCAUGAGUGUAAAUGGUUUUUAAACCGUGUAAACGCAUACAAACAUCCGUCUACUGAUUUCCGUCUACCUGUGAACGGCCGUUAAUUAAUUGAAAUUUUGGCAAGCACGGUAUUUAGACUGUCCUGGGUAGAUGAGUCAUCAGUUGUAAACGGAAAAAUAUCAUUCCCGCUUGAACAUACAGCCGGCUGUAAAUACUUUACGGGGGCUUUGGCAUGGUUAGGUCAGUCAGUCGGUACAGCUGGACUGUAGAACGAAAGGUCACGGAUUCGAUCCCCGGGAAGAGAGGGCGUAAAACAACAUGGACGUAUUCUUAGCGAUGCACAUUUUUUCUUUUACAAGAUUUUCCUUUUGACAGUUUUAUAAUAGACCUCUUAGCUUGAUUGUUUUGUUUUCUCAAUGUAGGUUUUGUCUCUUUUUACGUAAAUAAGCACCUGAAUGGCUAUUGUGCAACUUCUAAUCUUGGGUAUCGUAUGAUACUAAGGGUAACCUUUAACAAGUUUAGGCUUUUCGUCAUUCGCCUGCCUUUUCAGCGUCAUCUUGAAUUACAUCAUGGGCGUACCAUGGUCACGUGCUAGGCAACGAAAAAAUCUCAGUUGUAGCACACUUACCUUCCUGGCAAAACAACAGCUUAACCCGCGUAACACCCAAGAUAUUUUGAUACAUAGAUAAUCCAACUGGUGUGUUCGAAGGCCGAUUGGCGCUUAACCCAGGUUUUUUUUUCCUUGUGUUCGAAAGCAUUUUCUCGGAUAAUUUUCUCUGUUAUUUUUAGAGCUUCCAAUCAUCAACUUGUACACAAAAAGAAUUAAAACUGAAAUGCUUUUGAAGCUUUCAAAUCUGAAUUCAAAUCUCGCACUAACCCUGGGUUAUCUUAACCCAGCUUUGAACAACUCGGCCCUGAACUGUUUGUUGACGUUUUACUACUCGUCGGGCUUUGCAAACGAUUUGCUUCAUGUAAGAAUGAUGUAGCUUGUUCACUGAUGUUUGCGUGACACAUUUCGCGUUGUUGGUCAAUCUCGACUCAGAGCUUCUGCGCAUGUAGAGGAGAGAGAGUUUUCAUCGGCUCGCGCAUGCGUCAGGGGUGACAUAGCCCCUUUAUAUAUAAAUUUUCCUUAUGGAGAUAUCAUCGAAUUUACUCUGUGGCAUUUUCGUCCACAUCUAAUCAAAAGAUACUCUUACCUCAAACACACUCUGUAAUGUACGAUUUCUACUAGUUCAUGACCUACAUUGGGAAAACUUAACUUACAAGAUAAAGAGGUCUAUUAGAUAAAGCAAGUAUUCGUACUAAAAACACAGGACGUCUUCUCCUUUAACAACACUUUAAUCAUGACUGUAUUUUAUUUACACUUGUAGGGUGAAGCCAUCCUCUGAUGAAGAAGCAAGGUAAGAUCAAGAUCUUUACGUUUACCUGAUCCAUCUCAGUAGAAUGAAGAGCACCCCUCAUUCUCGACUAGCCCGACAUUUUUUGUGUAAUUUCAUGCUGUUCAAACCACUGCAUUCUUAAACAUCACUCUUUCUCAGUACUUUAAUGGGCGUUGUGCCUUUCUUGUGAGUUUGCGUCUGACUUGCCUUUCAUCAGUAGUAUGUGAUUUUUUGACGGGGAUUUGCUUUCUUUAGUCCUCCAGAUAGCCCUCUUCCCGAACUCAGAUCCAUUCAAAACCCAAACUACGAAAAUACGCUCCCACUUACGGUAAGUUUUGUUUCAUAUUUUCCUUUUUGUUUUCAAUUCGUCAUGUUUCUGCCUCGUGAAGAACCUAUUCCAGUGGUACUUUUACAAUGGCAAUUCUUGUAAAACGUUUGUGCAAUUCUCAGCGCGCAUCAUUUCUCUUCGACGAACCGCACAUGCAACUAACAGUGGAUGUUUAAGGUACCUUUCUGUGAUUGUCAGUUGAGUAAGGCGUGAUGGACAGGUUCAAUUGAAAUUUCUGAUUUGAAACUUUUGCAACGAUUUUUUUGCACUCAUUUUGCCUUUAUAAUUGAUUUCUCAGCCACGUUUAAUCAUUUUUUCUAGGAGUUUCCCUUUGGCAGUUGAUUUCUUUCAACACAUGGAUCCCGUUGAAGUCCCUCAAUUUUUUUUUCGGGUUAAUUUGCAAUUGCUCAAAUUGCAAUUACCACUUCGACGAUCAUAUCUUCAUUUAAAUUUGUAUUUCCGCAGUUCACAUCAUCGUCAUUCUAUGUUUCAUUCCUUUCGUGGGUUAAGAUGAACUCAACAAAUUGGCCUGCUCCCAAUGUAUGGUUCUUCAUAGCUCAGUUGGUAGAGCACCGCAGCGCUAACGCAAAGGCCAUGGAUUUGAAUCCCGUUGAAGUCCCCAAAUUUUUUUCGGGUUAAUUUGCAAUUGCUUGAAUCGCAAUUACCACUGCGACGAUCAAAUCUUCAUUUAAAUUUUGUUAUAUUAGCCAGCUCGUUUAAGCGCUUCCGACCCAGUAAAACUUGCUUCACCUAUACUUUAACUGAGGCUUCUUUCUUUUCACUCACCCAUGAGUAGAACACUACGUAACUACUUUAAUGAUCAUCAUUUUUAUCCCUUUCCUCUUGCAGACCCCUGAAAACGUCCUUCCAGAUGCAAAUUGCUGA